This is a messenger RNA of Saccostrea cuccullata (small rock oyster), 2914 nucleotides long. RefSeq lists its product as uncharacterized. The record is from RefSeq and is a predicted model, not a curated record. Lineage: Eukaryota; Metazoa; Mollusca; Bivalvia; Ostreida; Ostreidae. The transcript is spliced from 7 exons. The coding region runs from base 69 to 1988 and encodes 639 amino acids.
AUUUAGAUGAAUCACCAGUAAGAGCAUUAAGUACACAAGCUAAACCAAAGAAAGAGAGACCAGGCCGAAUGUGCGUCCUUUGCAACAAAAUCAUCCUAAAUGGAAAGCUAAAGAGACACAUUAUAAGCCACAAAAAAACACACAGUGAAGUUGCUGAUGUACUAAAAAAACCCUUAAAGGAACAAAACAUAUGGUUUGAAAAAAAGCGUCAUGAGGGAAUGUAUAAAUACAACAUACAACAUUUGAAUGAGAAUGAUGCCAAAUUGAUGAGGGAAAGAAAACCAAAAACACCAGAUGAGCUAAGAAUGUGCUUAGAAUGCAAGAAGUUCUUUUCUAACAGAACAUUCUACAAGCAUAAAGAUGUUUGUAAGAGUGAUGCAAUGCCAGUUAAAACACAAACACUCAGGCCCCUUUCUCAUCACCACGAUGAGGAAUUUGUUUUAAAUAUUCUGAAUAAGUUUCGUGAUGGGCCAGUGGGUAAAUUUAUUAGAGAGAACAAAAUUAUUCAAACCAUUGGAUAUAAGCAUUUCCUUGCUAGAAAAUCAGAAUCCAGUAAAUUCAAUGAAGUUAGAAGAGAGGUCAUGAUGGAAAUGAGGGAACUAAGCAGACUUUUUCUGUGCUUCCAGUCUCUUGCAGAAGAAGAAGUCACUUUUCAAGAUAUGUACGAAAGAAAUUAUUUAACAACCCUCAAAGAGGCCUUCACAAGUCUUUGUACAGGAGAAGAAGAAGAAAAACAUGGACUGAAAGUUAACUUAAAUAGCAUUUUCCAAAGAAGCAUUAAAAUUCUUUUGGGAUAUUACUCAGAAGCACAGCUUGAUGCCAAGGUGAAGGAAUUGGAAAGGUUUAGGAAGGCAUACAAUUUCAACCUUCCUGAUAUUGUUGGCAAAGCUAGGUACCACACAGAGAAGAACUCUUUGAAGAAGGCAAGACUCCCCAGAAACCUACCAGUAGAAGAUGACAUGAGAAAACUGAAACAUUUUCUUGUUCAAGAAAUAGAUGUUGCCAAGGAAAACUUCUCACUUCAUCAGUAUACAUGGCUUCGUUCAUUGGUAGUUGCCAGACUAACUCUAUAUAAUGCAAGACGAGGGGAAGAAGGUUCAAGACUAUUGCUUGAGGAGUGGUACGAUGCCAUCAAUGGCACCUGGGUUCCCCAGGAAAGUGUGGAAAGUGUUAAAGAUGAUGCAGAGAAAUAUCUUAUUGGACAAUAUAAGCUAGCGUACAUGGCAGGAAAGGGGAGAAAAUGUGUUCCGGUUCUGAUUCCUAAUGAUUUGGUUCAGCCAAUAGAACUCCUUGUAUCAAACAGACAGGCAUUUGGCAUAGGAGAGACUAAUCAUUUUUUGUUUGCUACGAAGAGUUCCAACUCACAUUGCUCUGGAUGGCAUGCAGUUUCUUCUGUUUGUGAGGCAGCAGGUGUUUCUUCUGUGUCGGCCACAAAAAACAGACAUAGAGCGUCAACAGUGUAUGCUAGUUUAGAAAUGUCAGACAUAGACAGGAGAGUUUUUUAUGACCAUCUAGGUCAUAACGAAUCUAUAAACAAGGAGAACUAUCAGUGCCCUCCAGGGAUAAAUGAAGUCAGAGUGAUGGGGAAGUUUUUGAGAACUCUAGAAGAUGGCAUAGUGACACAACCACAGCAGAAAAACAAGCAGACGAAAGAAUGUGGAAGAACAGAUGAGCCAGAGUGUGUCGAGUUGAGGAAAACACCUCAAAGAGAUUGCUUAGUGACACAACCACCGCAGAAAAACAAACAGAUGAAAGGUUCAUGUCGUUGGACGGAAGAAGAAACAGAAAGAAUUAAAAAGGAUUUCCAUGAUUGGAUUACGCUGGAAAGUGGAAAUAGUCUACCAAGUAAGACAUGUCUGGAGAACUACUUGAAGCAAUCUACAUGUACUUUGUCGUGUACACUACUUCAACUACGAACAAAAGUUAUGAAUGAACAGAAUAAAAGAAGAAAAGGUCUUACUAAGAGAUGGAAAAAACUUACCGAGUAGCUUUUUAAUCAGUCAGGGGCAUCGUGAAAACAAGUUAUUUUUUAAAUAAUUUGUUUCAGUUCUUAAAUGUCAACAUUUUGGGUUAUCUUCCCCUGAUCAUGGUUUUCUUCAUUAACUUUUUCCUGUUAUUGAUACUUUACUACUCAUUAUCUUAAACCUACUGGCAUCUGAAAGGCUUUAGUCAUGCUGUGCUUGGGUUAUUAAGUUCCGUUAGAUGAUUCAUGACAGGAACAGUAAUGUAUCUUUAACAUUUAACACAUUGAAAUCCAAAAAAUUAUAACUCAUAUCAAUUAUUUCAUCCUUAACCAACCUCACUUAAAAACUCUUACACAAAAUUCUACAGCUUUGUUCAAAAAAUGUAAGACAGAGAUUGUACAGUAAUAUCCAAAGAUUUUAGGAAACUUAGUCUUAAUGCUGGCAAAAUUGGCCGAAGAUGUGUAAUUGACCUCUGAAAUGUUAAUGAAAUGGAAUUAUUUUUCCUUGAAAAAUAUCAUGUUCUUUUCUUAAUAUCAUCAUAUCUGCUCAGAAGAUAUUAAGUUUGUUGAGUCUAUUAAAAGAAUUACAUAUAUUUACAAUUUUCUUAGCCUUAAAUCGUCUUAAAUCAGCAGCAAACUCAAAAUAUUAAAUGUUUUUUGCAAAACUAAUAGGCGUUCUACUUUUUAGGCAUUAACUCAAUUGAGUUAGUUUUUAGCUCACCUGAGCCGAAGGCUCAAGUGAGCUUUUCUGAUCACAUUGUGUCCGUCGUCUGUCCGUCCGUCUGUCCGUCCGUAAACUUUUCACAUUUUCGACUUCUUCUCAAGAACCAAUGGGCCAAUUUUAACCAAACUUGGUACAAACCAUCCUUAGGUGAAGGGAAGUUUAAAUUGUUAAAAUGAAGGGCCAAGUCCCCUUACAAGGGGAGAUAAUCAAGAAAAGACAAAAAUAGG